UUUUCUUUAUCUCUGAAUCAUGCUACCUACCAAACCUUCUGAUUCACUUGAAUCUAACAGAGGAGAGGGGGCAAAACACUAUCUGUUAUUGGUGAGUGAGUGAGUGAGUGAGUGAGUGAGUGAGUGAGUGAGUGAGUGAGAAGCUCAGACAAGGACAUUUAAUCUCCCUGUUCAACUGUGUGGAUAUGUCAAAUUAUUUACUCAUUGGUAAUUUAAUAGGAUUUAGUGACAUCAUCAGUACAUGUAUCUAACUUGAAAAGUUUUGAAUCCAACCUGACAUGACCUUUUCAGUUUUAAUGUGACAAUUAUACAACAAUUUUGGCAUCACUACUAGCUGAUCACUAUCUGCACUCAUACUACUUACACUCUUUUGGAAUAUUAAUGGGAAAAACAAAGUAUAUCUCUCAUUCCUGGAUAGGUAUAAGAUGUCUAUGUGCUGUCAAUAUAUGCAAAAGAGGAUGUGAAAGAGUUUGUUUUUCUCUUUCUGCUCUUUUAUUUUUAUGACAAAGUAUUAGUCAUUGAGAGGUCUAGUGUCUCAGGUCACCUUCCAGCAAAGAGGAAAUCUCUAAUCGAAAAUUAAAGGGCAGAUUGUCAAAUAGUGAUUUGUACAUAUCUAUGAUUUGUACAUAUCUAUGUUUACCAAAUGAACUAGAAGUACAAUUGAAGCUUUGCAGAGAAAGAGAAACAAAAGGAGAAAUAGGCAAAGAUUGAACUUUGUCAGCCUGUUGGAGGAUAUUGUUGGAGGAUAUUGCCUAAUCGAGAAAGAGGGACUGUUGUAACAUUUACCACAAUGGCUUAAGAGAAGAACACGUUUAAGGGGAGCCAGAGGAACAAGAACAUAUAGAGACACAAGCAUGACCUGAGUGAAUCGGCUGAUGGCCAUCUCGCCAUUGGUGAUUGGUGCACUCUGAUCUUUAGACUUUAGAAUCAGUCGUUAAGUCAUUAACAAAUUUCCUAUGACUGAGGAAUUGUUUGUAUCACCAUGGCAUCAGCCUGGAUAACAAUAUUUGCCACGCUGCUGCUGGCUUUUGUGAACGGAACGAAAGAUGAGGUUCACACGUCUCCAUCUGUGCGGGUACACACUUCCACCCCUGUGGUGGCCUUGGGGUCACCGGUGACUGCCUCUUGCAUCAUCAGAGAUGACUGCCCACUCAUAAAGGGGGCAGUCUGGCACCUCAACCACAUUGUCUGGCACCUCAACCAACGCCUUAUUCCCAGCAGUCCUGCAGCAGCCAAUGGGAGUGGUAGAACCUCUGCAGCGGCCAAUGAAAGUGGCUGGAUCUCCACCGUUUUAUAUUCUGUGGCCAAUCAGAGUGGCUGGAACUCAACAGUGUUUAUACCUAGCUUCACAGACACCAAGGGAUAUCUCACGUGCUGUGUCCUCCACACCAUCCCAUGUCAGAUCGUAGGAGCAGUGGAGAUAAGAGCUGGAUUUCCACCCACAGCACCACAGAACCUUAGCUGCCUGACUAACCUGACCAAGCCGGAAACCCUCUCAUGCCAAUGGGACCCAGGACAGGACACCCACCUGCCCACACAGUACACUCUCUACACUGAGAUCAGGGACUUACCAGAGAGCAACACGUACAUGCUGCCGCCAGGGGUACAUCACUACAAGAUACCACGGACCGGCUUUGUUCUCUUCUCAGAGAUAGAAAUAUAUGUCAAGGCGGUGAACGCCUUGGGUCAAGCCACCUCAACACCUUUGCUUCUGGAGCCAAUGGAGUCAGCCAAGUUUGACCCUCCAAAAGUUCUGAAGGUCCAAGCAGAGCCAAACAGGUAUGGCUGCCUAAGUCUCAGCUGGGGUCUCUCUGAACAGCAAGCGUGGGUGACCACUGUGACCUUGGAGGUGCGACUGAAAACCGCAAACAGGAAGCAGUGGAGUGAAGAACCAGUCCCAGUACAACGCUUAAUGCGCCAGAGACCCAUGGAGGUGUGUCGUCUGCUCCACGGGACAGAGUACCACAUCCAGAUACGGGUCAGGUAUCAACAGAGUCCAUGGAGCGAAUGGAGUAACAGCAAUACUGCAGUCACACUUGAGAGGGCUCCCACCGGACGACUCAACUCUUGGAUGAAGGAAUCUAGGGAGCAGAGGCAUAAGUCUCUCAGUCUACACUUGUUUUGGAAGCCAUCGAAGCAGUUUCGUGCCAAUGGCAAGAUCCUGUCCUAUGUUGUCUCGCGCCAGAGACAACCCCUGAAAAAGGGACAGCUGUGCAUCACAUUGGAUAGCCACUGUGUUUUCCAGCUUCCCAGGGGCACAAGGAAAGUGUUCCUCAGCGCUGGGAACGCUGCAGGGACAUCCAGCCCUACGGAGGUGGAGGUGUUUCAACACAGAGCUCUGGCAGCAGUCUCUGACGUCAAUGUCCUUCCUCAUGAUGAGAGAUCUCUACUGGUCCAGUGGACAAGCAUACAUUCAUCCAGUGUCACAGGCUAUGUGGUGGUGUGGAGACCAUUGUGGAAAAUGGACCCUUCCCUCAUCUUGUUUGACCACAUUGACAGGAAUCAAUCCAGCGCUCUAAUAUCAGAGAGCAUUGAGCCAUACAAUCCCUAUGAGAUCUCUGUGUAUCCAAAGUAUAAGAACGGGAUUGGCCUUCCUCAAACUGUCGAGGCGUACUCUAGACAAAAGGCCCCAUCUGCCGCCCCAGAUCUGAGGGUGAGGGAGAUUUUGCAUUCUCGUAUUGAGCUUACUUGGGAGGAGAUUCCACUAUGCCAGAGGAAUGGGAUCGUGCAGAGCUACCAGAUCUUCUACUGGGAUGAGCAGGGAAACACCAAAGUUGUGACUGCUGAGCUGGAAAAGAGGAGGGUGGUUCUACGAGAGCUCGACCGUUCCUCCUCAUACAAAGCCUUUAUUAUGGUUAGCACAGGUGGUGGGAGUCUGAACGGAUCAGAGGUUACACUCAAAACUGAACCAAUGGACGACUUGGCUAUCAUCUUGAUAGUUAUUUCCUCUGGUGUUGGGCUGUCAUUGCUUAUCAUUAUCUCCGUUCUGGUCUGCUUCUCAACACAUGAACGGUUGAAGAUGUGCUUUUGGCCCAAGAUUCCCGACCCUGCCAACAGCAGCAUCAAGAGGUGGAACACAUUGGAUUCAAUGCAGGAUACUCCCCCUGUUGAGGACAUGCAGGAAUCCAGCCUGGUCUAUCUCUCAAAUCUCAGCCUCCUGGACCUGCCCAACAAGGGUCUUGAGAAGAGGGGUGGCGAGAUCACCGAUGACCCCUGGUGCCGCUGCAGUGACACCAGUGAUCUGGGCGAGUCCAUAUGUGGCUCCCCCCAAGCACUCAGCCCUAGCUACAUAGGGUCACAUCAACACUCUGUUCCGUAUGCCACUGUGGUCUUUGAUAGCCCGUACUCAAUUCAGCCACCAAGCCAAUCCCAUGCCUACCUGCGCUCAGAGUCCACACAGCCACUCCUGGAGGAGGACCUCGAGGAGCCUUCGAGCCCAAAGGAGUACCAGAAUGUUCCUGUCCACGGGACAUCCGGGGAGCAAGUUUCCUUUAGAGAAUGCCUGAAUGACGGCCCAGGAAGGGGAGAGUUAUGCAUUCUUUGGGAUGACUUUCCCUUGCUUAGGGCUUUGGCAAUGAAUGAUGUUCGAAGUCAAACCUAAUCAGUGGUAUUGAGAUUUUUAAAUGUUUGCAAGUAUUGUGAGAUGUAUGUCACAGAAUGGCAGAUACAUGUUCAACACCAAUGAUGUUUUCAAGACAGGGACAACAUGAUUAUCCAGUUUGGGAAUGUUAGUGCUACAAAAAAGGGCACUGAAAAAUAGCAAUUAAUAAAGUUCAUGUGUGUUCAUGUUGAUCAAUAUUUUGUCUCUUCUGGUCUGACGUUAAUCAUAAAAUAAAUGUCUGAUCAAUACAUACAACUCUGAA
Oncorhynchus gorbuscha (pink salmon) is the source of this 3863-nucleotide messenger RNA. RefSeq names its product colony stimulating factor 3 receptor (granulocyte) (gene csf3r). The transcript has 17 exons. The record is from RefSeq and is a predicted model, not a curated record. Gene Ontology annotation, molecular function: cytokine receptor activity; protein binding. The coding region runs from base 983 to 3601 and encodes 872 amino acids. Gene Ontology annotation, biological process: cytokine-mediated signaling pathway; immunoglobulin mediated immune response. Lineage: Eukaryota; Metazoa; Chordata; Actinopteri; Salmoniformes; Salmonidae. Gene Ontology annotation, cellular component: external side of plasma membrane.